ACCACCUUCCCAACAAAUCUAGCAGCGAGAGUUCGACGAGAAGGUUGAAACCAACCAAUCCAAGACCAAUGGCGGCGGCAAAAGAGGGCGGCGACGACGCCGGCAACGUGAUCCUCCUCAUCAGCUCCGACGGGGAGCAGUUCGAGGUGCCGGAGGCGGCGGCGAGCCUGUCGAGGAUCGUGAGCCACAUGAUCGAGGACGGCUGCACGGAGAACGGGGUCCGUCUCCACAACGUCGCCUGCAGCGUCCUCGUCAAGAUCAUAGAAUACUGUAACAAGCACGCCGCGGCCGCCAUGGAGACCGCCGAGGAUUUGGAGAGCUUUGACGCCGAGUUCUUCGACGUGGACAAGACGAUGCUGUUCGACUUGAUCAUGGCGGCUAACUACAUGGACAUCAAGAGGUUGCUAUAUCUCGCAACCCAGCACGUCGCGGACGUGAUCAAGGGAAAGUCAGUGGACGAGAUCAGAAAGGAGUUCGGUAUCAGGAAUGAUUAUAUGCCGGAGGAGUAG
Molecule: messenger RNA, 509 nt
Organism: Oryza brachyantha (malo sina)
Lineage: Eukaryota; Viridiplantae; Streptophyta; Magnoliopsida; Poales; Poaceae
Product: SKP1-like protein 5
Exons: 2
Coding region: 69-509 (146 amino acids)
Biological process (GO): SCF-dependent proteasomal ubiquitin-dependent protein catabolic process
Cellular component (GO): nucleus; cytoplasm
Molecular function (GO): cullin family protein binding
Source: RefSeq, a predicted model, not a curated record